AUGGCUGUCAAGACCGCACGAUUCGACCCCGCUAGGCAUCUUGAGCAACAGGGCUGGGCGGGAAAGGGGACUGCUCUCCAGCAGGGACAUAUCUCCAGACCCUUAGCCGUCGUUCAGAAGAAGACUUUGUCAGGGAUCGGAAAGGACAGAGAUGAAGCAGUACCAUUCUGGGAUCACAUCUUUGCAGCCACAGCCGCUUCUCUCAAUAUCGGUUCGGGUUCUGGCUCGUCCUCGCCUGCACCCCCUUCGAGCUCAUGGACCACCCUCACUCCCGCCGGCAGCUCAUCUCCUGCCCCCCGCAUACCCCCAAAGCUUUCUAUAUCUGCUCAAACUCGUAUGGCAAGGGAGAUGGCCAGACGGCAGCUCUAUUCGAGAUUCUUCAGGGGAAAGGUGUAUAUGGGCGACGAGGAGGAGGAAGUGGAAGUCAAGCCGAGCGAGAAGAAGGGAAAGGGGAAGGCGUUGGAGAUAGACAGUGUCGUCGAGAAUGGUGUCAAGGAUUCUGGGCUGAGCGUGCAAGCGGAGAAGAAGAAGGAAAAGCGGGAAAAGAAGGAGAAGAGUGAGAAGAGAGAUAAGAAAGAUAAGAGCAAGGGCAAACAGAAGGAGGACGAGACCAAGGAGGAGAGGCGGGCGAGGAGAGCGGAGGAGAAGGAAAAUAGAGAGAAGAAAGAGGCCAAGCUCGGCAAGGAUGGUCAACCCAAGACCAAGAAGGAGAAGAAGACCAAGAGGGAAGAGACCAGCGGUACUCGUAUAGAACAAGAGAAGUCAUCGAAGAAGAAGAGAAAGGAAAGAGAGGAUGAUGAGGAGAAGAGUAAGAAGAAGAGCAAGCAAUGA
Molecule: messenger RNA, 831 nt
Organism: Cryptococcus wingfieldii CBS 7118
Lineage: Eukaryota; Fungi; Basidiomycota; Tremellomycetes; Tremellales; Cryptococcaceae
Exons: 3
Coding region: 1-831 (276 amino acids)
Source: RefSeq, a predicted model, not a curated record